Molecule: messenger RNA, 3115 nt
Organism: Lineus longissimus
Lineage: Eukaryota; Metazoa; Nemertea; Pilidiophora; Heteronemertea; Lineidae
Product: proton channel OtopLc-like
Exons: 7
Coding region: 66-2609 (847 amino acids)
Biological process (GO): proton transmembrane transport
Cellular component (GO): membrane
Molecular function (GO): proton channel activity
Source: RefSeq, a predicted model, not a curated record
AGUAUAUGGUAGUUGCUGGAAACCGCUUGCGGGUUUAGGACAGGGACGCUUGCUUUUCUCUAAAGAUGGGUAAACACAGUGAUAGCAGUAGCGAUAGCAGCAGCAGCAGCAGCAGCAGCAAGUCGAGUAGCAGCUCUAGCUCUAGUGAUGACAAGAAGAAGAAGAGGAAGCACAAACACAAACACCGACAUCGUCACGCCGAUUUGGAGGUGAAGGCUAAAGAGCACAAACACCACCACAAGAAGCACAAAAAACACAAGAAACACAAGAAACAUGAGGAUAGAUCUGUCGAGCCGGGCCUACACAGGGGAGAGUUAGACGUAGACCCAUCCUUCCAAGUCAAUGCCGAAGAGCCGGAGAUCGAGACCAGUUUCGUUGAGGUCCAGCACAAUCCAGCACCGGACUUCUUCUCAGGAGACGCAGAUCUACCUCUUCCUCCAGCUUUGGAGGACGAGCCGGAAAUCGAACCGGAUUUUGAAACCUUCGUCGAAGCACCACCGGUUUCUGUUCCCCAGUCUUCAUAUGUUGUUACAAAUCCCGCGUAUGAAGUUGAUCCUUCGUAUGAAGUCCAAAAGCCAUCGUAUGAUAUUGAACCAUCUACUCUAGAAAUUAGAAAACCACAUCUGCACAGGGAACCUUCAUUUGAAGCUAAAAUCGAACCAAAGGUCGAGACUUUCGUUGCGGCCCCGCCCACUGUCACUAGCCAUGAGGUCACGCAGCCACAGUACGAGGUCAACACUACCAAGCCAACCGUCGACGUCAAGGCAAAACACCACAAGUCCCACAAGAUCAGGGUACCUCACAUUCAUCAGCACCAUAAGAAGGAACCAGCUCCAGAUAACGAGGUCGAAUACUACGCGACAGAUUCUCAUUUCAAAGUGUUCCAUUUCAAGGAAGCGAGGACUCCGAAACCCAAGCCAGUCUUGAAAAGGUUGGAGGAACGCACAGUGACUGUUGUGUCGGCGCAGAACCAACUAAGUCUGAGAUGGAUGUUGUGGCGGAUCCUUGCCUUGAUGUGGGCGGUCAUCCUGAUAGCAUGGGGCAUUGUCCUUCCCGUUUCUGUCAUCAUAUCUGCAGCUUAUAUCAAGAAGGAGUGGAUUUUGCCUUUCCACAUUGUCAUCCUGUUCGUUGGCAUCAUAUACUUCCUCUACCUCUUCUUGGGGAUCCUGAGGCGGUUCCCAAAGAACAAUCGGAAGAAAGGGAAAGAUAUCCGCUAUCCCGAGAAGAACUACAUCUACGACGAGGAUGGGACCAAGGUUCCUGCGCCUGAUUACGACAACGGAGGAGCAGGAAUGGAACAGAGGAUGUUAGGGAGUGACAACUCCCUGCUCCCAGCCACACCACUCGGGCAUUGGGAAUCAAGCUUCGCUGAGAACGCUUUGAGAAUUGGAAUAUUAGUGUUCGGUAUCGGAUGCCUGGUGUACGACAUCAUUUACCUAGGCAUGUAUCUCGGAGACGCGAUCGACUGCAAUAAUAGUGGCUGGGAGGUUAUCUGCUUCAUCCUGGUGUUCGUCCUUCAUAUCGUCUUCAUCAUACUGCAGACCAUAUUCUUCCUUCUUUAUGCGAAUGUUUCCAUCAAUAAGCAUAUCGUGCUGAACAUGCUUGGUCUGAUGCACGUGUUUGCCGUGAACGUCUGCUUCUGGGCGCUGAUAUUGGUCGAGGAGUACCAAAGACGGGUUUCUUUAGUACCAGGCAUGGCCCCCGCCAACUACGUGGCCGAUAGUGCGUGUAGGGCGAACCAGACCAUGUCAGCCGUCAUCGACAAGGCUGGCUUCUACUUCUUCUCAUUUGCCGUCGAGUAUUCCCUGGUCUGCGCCGUAUGCAUGUGGAGCGUCUUCCGCAACAUCGGGUACCACCGCGUCUACGGGUUCGUCUUGAAGACCAGGCACGACCACUCCAGCAUGAAGGCUGGCUUAUCCUGCAAGGGCUACAUCGGCUUGAUCUUCGGAAUCAUCGUCUUGAUCCUCACCAUCGCCGUGAUCGCCGUCUUCAACAUCUUACUGAAACCCCACGCAUACGAAGUCAAGUUGCUGAACUUCAUUUUUGAGAUCAUCCUGGUGGCCAUCUUGAUCAUCAUCUCACUGUCCGCGCUUGAUAAACUCAAGUGUCUAACCUUCUUCGAUUGCGGUGGAUUCCGCUUGGAAUACGCACUAUACUUUACCACAAUCUUCGUCCUCCUCUUCUUCGACGUCUUCACGUUCCUCGGGGCGAUCUACUCCUCCAUGGUCUGGGAAGCUGUCCUAGUUUGCCUCCGCGCCUUCUUCUCACUCCUCCAGUCUAUCAUUCAACUCUGUGUAAACUUCGAAGGCCUCCGUCGCUACACCAGCAACACGUACUACCAGUUGACCAAGCCCGGUCAACACCAAGUAAUCUUCUUGAUAUUUGCCAACAUCUGUAUCUGGGGUCUGUACACAUUUGACCUUUGGCGGAUCUACUUGGACAGCGAUAGCUUUGGGUUCAAGUUGUUAAAUGCUAAGAUUUGGAUAGCCUGUAUGUACCUAUGUCUGCCGUUGGUGAUGUUGUACAGGUUUCAUUCUGCGGCCAGCUGGUUCCAGGUUUGGGAGAACGCCUAUCAUAUUUACCGCACUCCCAAACCAGAGGACCAUUGAGCCUAUAUUCAGCUAUUAACUCCUGCUUUAAUGUAUAUGAACUGUUAUGGGGCACGUUUUAUCACUUUCCAUUUUCAAUCAUCAGCAAAUCUGAGAGUUAAAUGAAAUUAUAAGGCAUGAAUGGUAACCUCGUGGAUUAUCAUUCUGCCAGACAUUGAAACUGCUAAAACAUUGUAUACAUGCGAUAUUUACUGGUUUUCCUAUCGCCCUAUGUUGAUUGUACAUUAUAUGCUGCUUUUAGAGUUACUUGAGUGCCGAACAUAUCAGGUUAGCAAAUAUAUAGCAUAUUGUACUUGAUAUCACGAAGCGGACAUCACUUGCUUAAAGAGCAAUUUGAAAUUAUUCGAAAUUGGUUUCAGCACGCAGUAAUCAAACUAUAACUGCAUCAAUAUAGUUGCAAUCGAAUAUUGGACAGGUUUAGCAACACUCACGAAGAGCUCCGAGGUAAAUGUAUUUCAUUGACGACGGUAAUUGAAGAGUUUCCAGAUUGUUCCAUGAAAAAUGAA